Schistosoma rodhaini is the source of this 5265-nucleotide messenger RNA. The record is from the annotation of a GenBank genome assembly. NCBI's taxonomy places the organism in Eukaryota, Metazoa, Platyhelminthes, Trematoda, Strigeidida, Schistosomatidae.
AAAGUCCUAUGUAAGAGGGGCUUUUUCGAGUUAUAUUGUAAGUGCAUUUCAAUGAGUUGGCAUCAGCCUGGUCUUGAUGUUAGUGCGGCUCCUUUACACCAACUUACACCUCAUGGUCUGUUAUCAAAUGAAUAUCUUUCUGGAUUUGAUCAGAGUUCUGGUGGUAUGGAUUCGGAAAACACACUCUUGACGGAGCAGCGUGCACAGUUGACAGGGAGAGAACUUCAACAGCUUCUUAGUGUUGCUCACCAAAGUUUAGAUGAAGCUCAGGAAAGAAAACAGUCAUUAAAUAGUCAUAGAUUAAAGCCUGCUCUAUACAGUGUGUUCUGUGAAAUCAAGGAGAAAACAGCUCUAAGUUUGAGAAACUCAGCUGUUUCUGCUGUAGAAGAUGAAGCUAAUUCACCAGAUCCGCAGCUUUUACGCUUGGAUAAAAUGUUAGUUGCUGAAGGUGUAACUGGACCUGGUGGUAGUCUGAAUAAUGAUCUAAGUGAUGGUCCUGGAGAUUUGGGUGGGGGACCCGGUGAUUGUAAUCAAAUUGAACAUGCUGAUUAUCGCGCCAAAUUGUCUCAGAUUCGCCAGAUAUAUCAUGCAGAAUUGGAGAAAUAUAAAAAUGCGUGUGAUGAAUUCACAGGACAUGUUAUAAAUUUAUUACGUGAACAAAGUCGUAGUCGACCUAUAAGCCCAGCAGAAAUUGAACUUAUGGUUGGUAUAAUUCGGAGGAAGUUUCGAGCAAUUGAAACACAAUUGAAACAAAGUACUUGUGAAGCAGUUAUGAUAUUGCGAUCUCGAUUUUUGGACGCUAGGUAAGUUUACGGAUGGAUAAUAGGACCUGAUGUGUUUUUAAUCAAUAUCUAAAAAAUUAAUUGUGAGCAUUCCUAACUUUUAUUAUUUCGAAGGAAAAUCCUGGUAGGUGUGGCUUAUGCUCCUCCAUAAGGGGUAACAGGCGUACAUAAGUUUUAUUAGAUGCGCUCCAUAGUUUCCUGUAAAUAAGGUUUUAUUGUACUAGAAACUUAAAAUACUAAACAUCAAUAGUUAAACUGUUUGGCUAGUAUAAUGAGAAGAUGGGACUCAUUAGAUUGUAUGAAUUAAAAUAGUGAAAGAGUGGUUUGUUUAUAAAUUUAUGAUUUUUUGAUACCUUUGUCAGUUAGUCUUAGCAUCUGGUGUUCGUCAUAAAGCAAUUUUGAUUGAUAUAAAUAAAUAAUAUAUUUGUAAUAUCCCAAUGAGUAGGAAAAUUAGAUUUUCUGACGUUUCGUGACUCAAUGUAAGCCACUUCUUUUUUUGAUUGAUGUUUCGCUCUUCAGAAGAAUUGGUUUUCGAUAGAUGGUUUUCAAAUUAGACCAUUUAUUUCCAUUUCCUUGUGUCAAAAGUUACGUAAUGAAGUAUUUGAUUAGACGUUUCUGUGCCUAGUUGUGCUCUUUUAAAUGUUUCUAGAUUGCAGAGCGAUAGUAUUUUCUUUAUUGUUUAAUCAAUGACUAUAUUACAGUGGUGUGACUAAAAAAACUCAUUAUUCUGUUGAAUAUUCUUCCCUUUUAGACGUAAGCGUCGAAAUUUCAGUAAAGAAGCUACUGAAGUACUGAAUGAGUAUUUCUACUCUCAUUUGGCUAAUCCAUAUCCUUCAGAAGAAGCAAAAGAGGAAUUAGCCAAAAAAUGUGGAAUAACUGUUUCACAAGUCAGUUUCCUCAGAAUUCAAAGUUUGAAGAUAAUAUUUUUCCGAAACUUAGUGAAUUAAUAAAGAUUUUGCUAACCAGUAUCGAUGACGUUUAGAUUUGUUAUAAUUAUGACGUUUCAAUCCACUUGAUUAUCACAAAGUGAUAAAAACUAUUUGCUUGCAUUCUUAAUGACUCGAAUUUUUGUAUUACUAUAUUCAUUCAUUCAACCUUAAUUCUUAUCAGUAAUCUUUAGAAUGUCAGUUGAUAUAAUAGAUUUUGUAAAGUCAUUCCUACAUAUCCGAAAUCUUUUCUGAAAUAACAUUAUUAGGGAAAACCCGCAGUUCAUGCUUCUGAACUAUGGCUCGGUGGUUGGGAAAGCAACUGAAUUUCACCCAAUAGGUCCCAAGUUCGAACCUCGUUUAAUCCAUUUCGGUUUAGACGGUCAUCUAGUAUCACUAACCUUCACACAAACAGUUUAUUUCAAAGCAUUAAUUUGUACAUACUAAUACAUCUACACUUCAAACAUUAUUCACAUUUUUCAUUGGACGUCAUCUUUCAAGAUAGAAAGUAAAGUCAGUUUUCAUUGUAUUUAAAUAACGUGUAUCGUCUGGUUUUGUUUCGUAAACGUAAGGUUAUAUUGUCAGCACAAACCUGUGACUUUGACCUCUAAAACAAGAGUGUACAUUUUGCUUGGGGCAUACACAUUUCUUUUCGAUAAAUUCUUCUCAGGUUCUACAGUUAUAUAUCCAAAUUAAUAUUCCGAAAAAAUGGCCAGGUUAAGAGCAAAGUAAUUUGGAUAUGUAAUUGUAGAACCUGAAGAGAAUUUAUGAAAAAGAAUGUUCUUCUUUCAAAUAUUAGUCUUUUAAUAUGAUGUGGAUCUUUAAACUACUAAAAUAAUAGUUAUGUUAGGGUAUGAUAAGUUUCGCAUUUUUCAAAUUAACACAAACAAUUUAUGAAUUAUAGCCUUCGUUAAUCACAUCUUGGUAAAUAAUCACCGUCAAUUCUAAAAAAUAAAUUUGAACAAGUUAUUUAGAAUUUUGAUCUAUCGGUUAAAGUCGUAUUCGCACAAAGUUACACUAGUGCUGGUUAACCUGUGACACAUCAUUUUAUUUAUAUUAUUGGUAGCAUCAUCAGAACUCUAAAAUUAUCAGUUGUUAGUUCCGUUUACUUUCGCUGUUCCGAGUUGAUUAAUAUGAUAUAUCAUACUUGAAUUUCCCCAUUUCCAUCGUCAUUUUGAUGAUAAUUGUAUCAAAGACUGAUCGGGUAUAAAAAUCCGCUUGUUAAAAUAACAGUUAUGAAUCCAAUUAACCAUUGGAUUGUUUACCAUUUCACAGGUCUCUAAUUGGUUUGGAAACAAACGUAUUCGGUACAAAAAGAACAUUGUAAAGGCUCAAGAGGAAGCAAAUAUGUAUGCUGCGGCAACAGCCGCGGCAGCUGCUGCCGCUGGGUCUGUGGCUUCUGGAACUGGUGGUCCAACAUCAUCUGAUGAAGUUAGCAUUUAUUUUUGAUAUUUUGUAAUAAUUCGUUGCAUUCAAUUCUUACUUUCCUAUUUAUAAUAAAUCUUUAUGGGAUUUUCACUUCGAAGCUAUGUGCCACGAUACAAUGCUUCCGAAAUUGAGGGAUUUUCACGAUGGCUACGGGACCUUUAUCUCCCACUUUUUUAGUCAGUUAGUGAACUGAUGGAUUAAGUGAGGAAGUAAUCGUUUCGAAAGUUAUGGAACUGAAUUAAUAACAGGGUUUUUGGGUUGUUUAUAAAUUUUUCAAGUCUGGUGUCAUUUUUUAACUGGAAAAUAUUACUUAAAGGAACUCGUCCAUAUAGGGGCAUAUUAGUUUUCUUAUGAAUCAUCUAUAUCACCAUCAAUAGUUUUUAUACGAUACCUUAGAGCUUUAUCUGUACAUACACUAAUUGAUGAGCGCAAUGCUACUAAUGGACUGUGAUUUCAAUGAUCGCAUUCAUGUCUGCGCAAACGAAUGUAUGGCAAAAGAUGGCCAGCUUUUCAUCAUUUCAUUUAUCACUAAAUUUGCCUGGUUGUUAAUUACGAAGGGACUCCGGGAGACAUAGUCCUUAUUUGUUCACUUAGCCAACACAAUGUCUGUAACAACUAUUGUCCAUCUCGCUUUUUUCAUUGAUACGGUAUGAUUCCUCUUUCACAGCCACACAAAAGACUCGUUCUCAUCAAAUCCAACAACUCUUUAAAUUACUCAGUAGGCAUUAGAUAGUCAGAAAUGCUUCAUGGAUUUUUACACUAAAACCUAAAUAUGACUGUUUCAAACUUAGAAUAGUUUGUUUGUAUAACAUACUGUUGCUUUCAAAGUAUUUUGCACGAAGAUUUAGUGAAUGUGUGUAGUUGUUGAUAAUCUGUCCCCUAAUGUCUUAAAUGUAGGACAGCUUUUCUAACCAUAAGCAUCCUGAAUGUUGUAGCUUCUCAAUUUUAAAAGUAAUGUUUAUAUAUUGCGAUAAAUAAAUGGGUUGGACGUUUUAAACUCAACUAUUCACUUAGAAUUAAUUAAAUCUAAACUCCUUUUUCACAUAGUGAUUUAUACCUUAUUCAUGUAUCACUACUUUUGUUUUUCGCUUUAUUAGCAUUCUGUUGGAUAUGGUCAUCCUGGCUAUGAAUACGAUGAUUCUAUGAGCCUUCAGAGACCUGUUCCUCAAAUGUCCUGUCCACCUGAUCAUGACACUUGGAUGGGUGGAGGAGGAGCUGGAGUUCUUGGACCGGGUAGUUUGGAUGAACCUGACUGCAAACGCAGUAAACUUUGAGUACAUCUAUCCGUAUGAGACAAGCUGUUCAAAUAACUCCAUUCACUAUAUUUUACAGCUGAUGAAUUCGCCUUGAAGUAACUUAUUUGAUAAGUAUAUAUAUAUAUAUGCAUUCUCUUCAUCUGUCGGUUUAUGUUCCAUAUUUCGUUAGUUCUGUAUUCAUUUAAAACAUGUGUUUUGUAGAGGGAAUAAUACCGGGGUUUACUCAUUAAUCCCAUGCAAUAUAUACAAGCGGUUAUGUGUAUUGUUAUAGGCUGAAUUGUCUCGGCUUUUUCUUGCCUUUUGUUUUAUGCCUUUUCCCUGUAUUUUAUUCUUUAGUAUAUUUAUUUAUUGAUGUUCGUAAGUUCUCAAUGGUUAAGGCCUGUAUCAUUUUCGUGGUCCUGUCUUUAUGAUACAAAUAUUAUGUUCAUUGUAUUCCCUUUUUCUUGUUGAUGAUCAAAAUGAGUUUGAUUUUUUUGUCCGACAUUACUUUACACUUGAAACACUAAAAUCCUAAUAAUACUAUCCUAAAUUGUGUUGUCUGUUUUUGUUUUUUGGUCACCUAUCUUUUUCUCUUUCUCUCUCCAGAGGGGAUGUGAAAGUGCAUCAACCUUCUUUCUGUUUAUACUUUCUUAUUACCUAUCUUUGGUGUAUUGUAUUGUUAUUUUCUCAUGGUUUAAACGGUUAGUUCUUUGUUUUGAGAAUUUUGCUUCAUUUAUUUGCUAACUGUUCUUUCCUAUUCGCUUACCUUCUUUUAUGCUACAUUUUUUUCAUUCUGUAAGAUGUGGGUGUGUAUCUUUUGGGAAUGUGUUGUAAGACGAUUUUUUUCUCUUUCAAUUUAUUUCAUUUCAAUAAAACAAGUUGUAUUGCUUUCUU